Messenger RNA from Ruditapes philippinarum (Manila clam), 1706 nucleotides. RefSeq names its product lysosomal proton-coupled steroid conjugate and bile acid symporter SLC46A3-like. The transcript has a single exon. NCBI's taxonomy places the organism in Eukaryota, Metazoa, Mollusca, Bivalvia, Venerida, Veneridae. Gene Ontology annotation, molecular function: transmembrane transporter activity. Bases 142 to 1596 code for a protein of 484 amino acids. The record is from RefSeq and is a predicted model, not a curated record. Gene Ontology annotation, cellular component: membrane. Gene Ontology annotation, biological process: transmembrane transport.
GAUUGCAAAUAUAAAAUUCACAUGAUGUUUAAUAUAUAAAAUAUUUACAAUUUUUUUAAACUUCAAGCUACUGAAAUGAGCAUUUGUAAAUAUACAAGUUUAAUAUUAAUCAAACAUUGGAUUUAAAAUAAAUGUGAAAAUAUGUCUGAUGAAGAGAGGAGCUUGAUUCAGCAGACAGAUGUACAUACAAAGAAAGACAACUCCAUUAAAUUGAAAUAUGUGAUGAUAAUUCCUGCUGUAUUGUUUCUAUUAGUUGGAGGUGGAAUUCAAACUUAUGUGAUUAAUGAAUGGACACAAUACAGAAUUCGUACAGAAAAUUUUCCAAACAUGUCUUCUGUACACAAUUUUUCAGCAUGUAGUCAUAGCAACCAUUCUGAUGAGACCUAUAAACACUACAAGAUUGUGCAACAGAAGUCUGCACUCUGGCUAGCUAUUUAUACGACUGCUCACCACAUUCCCAUGAUAUUUGCUAACAUUAUACUACCCACUCUAACAGACACACGAGGUCGCAGAUUUCUGUUUGUAAUAACAUCUCUGGGUAUGUUAUUUCGUUACUGCAUGAUAACUAUUGUGAUAUAUUUCAAACUGUCAUUUAUGUUUGUUGCUGCAGCCUAUGCUUUAGAUGGCCUAACAGGUUCAAGUUACGCUCUAUAUAGUUCAGUAUUUUCAUAUGUUGCUGAUAUAACUACAGGGGACAACCAGCGGGUACAAGGUAUCGUCUUGAUGGAAAUUGUGAUUGUUAUCUCUACAGUUUUAUCAAGCCUUUUUUCUGGUUAUUUCAUAGACACAUGGAAUUUUGGAUUCUUCAACACUGGACUUAUCUCAAUCUUUAUUGCAUAUGUUGGAUUUUUUAUUUUUGCUUUUCUUGUACCAGAAAGUUUAAAUGAAACAUAUCAGAAGAAAUCAAAAUCAAAAUCUAUUCUAGCAACAGUGAAAAGAUCAACACAGUUUUAUUACAGUGCAGAAUUCAAAGGAAAGAGGACUUGCUAUAUAUUAUUAUUGCUGUGUUUCAUAUUUGCUGAGUUAAGUGAGACAAAUAGGUCAACUCUAGAAACACUUUACUUCCUGGGACAACCAUUUUGUUGGGGGCCAUCUCAAAUUGGUGUAUUCUCUAUGGUAAGGCAUGCAUCUAAGGGAAUUAUAGGAUUAUCUGUUCUACAUGUAUUUCAAAGAUUUAUGUCAAAUCAAGUUAUUGCAGCAAUCAGUACACUAUCUACUGCAGGAUCGUAUAUGAUAGAGGCAUUUGCUACAUCUACAGUGAUGAUAUAUAUGGUACCCGUGGUGGGAGUGUUAGCUGUUCUCUUGAUUCCAAUGAUCAGGGGAAUAAUGUCCGCCAUGACAGACAAUGAUAAACAAGGUGCUCUAUUCUCUAGUUUGUCUUCAAUACAGGUUAUAUGUAAUUUAAUAUCUUCAUAUACAGCAAACGGUAUCUAUGCUGCAACGUUCUCCUUCAUGAAUGGAUUUGUUUUCCUUGUGUUAGCAUCUUUUUGUAUGAUAGAUUUUACAUUAUUACUAGUAUAUUGUUGUGUCAAACCUUAUGAUGCAAUACAACCAAAUGCUAGAACUCACUAUACACAACAUAGUACUAAUGUGUAACACUUUUUGACACAUCUCUUUGCUUAUUUUGAGGCAGCAACAAAAUAGCAUAAAAUAUUUCUGCAUAAUGUACCAUAUGUCUCAUUUCAAUUUUGUAUGUUUUAUUGUAU